AUGCCACGGGAUAACAAUACGUCUCUCAUUCAGAAAAUAGCCAGCCAAGCCAAUAUCACAUUUAAAGAUUUCAAUGCAUCCGCAAUUGGGGACAACAAAGUAUUCUUGGACAACCGGGGGGAUCUAAUCAACCUGCUGACCGAAGUCAGGGCUGCAGACCUGAAGAUCGCGCAGAUGAAACCGAACGGCUCCCAUUCCGACCAAAGCCCACCCGUCAAGUACAUGCACAUCUGCGAGACAGAGUCGUUCAGUAUGGGGGUGUUUCUACUGAACAGCGGGGCUUCCAUCCCGCUCCACGACCACCCGGGUAUGAACGGGAUGCUGAAGGUUCUAUACGGGAAGGUCAGUAUCAGGUGUUUUGACCUGUUGGAUAAACCUCCGGCCCAGUCGGAGAGUGAGACCCAGUUCGACCCGCCGCUGCUACCGUCCCAGAAGGACUGUCUGCGGCGAGCUGUGCUCAGGGCCACCACGUGGUUCACCCAUGACAGUAGUCCGUGUAUCUUAACCCCGCAUAGGGAGAACCUGCAUCAGAUCGACGCGGUGGAUGGACCUGCUGUCUUCCUCGACAUCCUGGCACCUCCGUAUGACCCGGAAGAUGGGAGGGACUGUCAUUAUUAUCAAGUCUUACAGACUGUUCCCAACGCAGACAGUAAGGUAGAGCCGCAGAAGGAGUGGGAGGAAGAGACGUGGUUACUAGAGAUAGGCCAGCCUGAUGGCUUCUGGUGUGGGGGUGAACCAUACCUCGGGCCCAAGGUCUCCUUCUAA
Messenger RNA from Coregonus sp. 'balchen', 765 nucleotides. The record is from the annotation of a GenBank genome assembly. NCBI's taxonomy places the organism in Eukaryota, Metazoa, Chordata, Actinopteri, Salmoniformes, Salmonidae.